Cheilinus undulatus (humphead wrasse) is the source of this 1326-nucleotide messenger RNA. RefSeq lists its product as uncharacterized. The record is from RefSeq and is a predicted model, not a curated record. The transcript is spliced from 4 exons. The coding region runs from base 263 to 1027 and encodes 254 amino acids. Lineage: Eukaryota; Metazoa; Chordata; Actinopteri; Labriformes; Labridae.
AGACCAAGCACACGCGAACCAAUGUGCAUCUCACGAGCGCAGGUGAGCCAGCCUUCUUCCUUGAUUGACUUUUGCUUGGGCAAACACGGACAGGUGUAACCGGGGAGACACGAAGAGCUCCGCGUUCAGCCCGUGGAUUUACUGAGUCAGAACCCCACAUUGAAGUUAAAGUAACCGUGCUGUGACACCUGUAUGAAGACCUAAGCUACUACUCCAGGACAAGACAUCUCACUUUAAGGAGGACCGCAGUUUCGCUGAAAACAUGAAGGGGCACCUGCUACUACCUCUGUUAAUAGUCGUAUCCGUCAUCGUGGUAGGGUUGAUGAAAAUACGGCAAAGGGAGCACGACAGAGAAAACAGACAGGAUAGAUUUCAGACUGUCAAACUGCGGGUAACCAACGAUGUGUUGGGAGACUACCAAAACGAAAAAACUGGGAAGCAGCUCCUGGUGGAGAGGGCCGAGGUGGAGAUCAAAAAGCUGAAUGAGGAUCAAGAAAAGCUCAAGACCAAAGAGGAAGCGACCAAAGUAGAAGCAGACAAAUGCCUGGCAGACAAGACAUCUGAGAAAUCUGUCCUGGACACUGUACUGAAAGAAUUCACUGAUGUCACAGCUGAAACAAAGAAGGAAAUGGCCAGCUGGAAAAACGAGAUUGAAUUUCUUCAAAAGCAACUAGCAGCACGAAGUAAAGUUUGUGACUACUUGAAGCCAGGAACUACAGAAGUUAGUCAGCUGUGUGGCACACCUGCAAAAGAAGCUAAGGCAGAGGCCCCAAAAGAGGAGGCUAAAGCAGAGCCCCCAAAAGAGGAGGCUAAAGCAGAGCCCCCAAAAGAGGAGGCUAAAGCAGAGCCCCCAAAAGAGGAGGCUAAAGCAGAGCCCCCAAAAGAGGAGGCUAAAGCAGAGGCCCCAAAAGAAGAGGCGAAGGCAGAGGCCCCAAAAGAAGAGGCGAAGGCAGAGGCCCCUAAAGAAGAAGCUAAAGCAGAGCCCCCAAAAGAAGAGGCUGCUAAAGAGGUUCUUAAAAGAAGAUGAAAUGCCUCAACCUACAGUAUGUUUGCCACUUUACAACACCUUCCCUGUGCAAAACCCCUUUUUUUUUUACAUGUUUUCCAGUCUCGCAAGUUACGGCAGUCAGUUAAUGUCACAAAAGCUGUUGCAGUCUUUAAAAAGUUGGAAAAACUAUGCAAAUUUAGCUGAUGCUUAGGGGAUACUCAUGAGUAUCUUUUUACAAAAUGUUAUUUAUUUUACGUUACAUUUUGAUGUGGUUUAUGUUUAUGUUUGUGUGUAUGUGGGCCUAAAAUACUUUAUUAAAAUAUUCUAACAUGAUGCAA